Messenger RNA from Emys orbicularis (European pond turtle), 1893 nucleotides. RefSeq names its product apoptosis regulator BAX-like. Gene Ontology annotation, cellular component: mitochondrial outer membrane. Gene Ontology annotation, biological process: intrinsic apoptotic signaling pathway in response to DNA damage; mitochondrial fusion; extrinsic apoptotic signaling pathway in absence of ligand. The coding region runs from base 24 to 572 and encodes 182 amino acids. Gene Ontology annotation, molecular function: protein heterodimerization activity; protein homodimerization activity; channel activity. The record is from RefSeq and is a predicted model, not a curated record. The transcript has 6 exons. NCBI's taxonomy places the organism in Eukaryota, Metazoa, Chordata, Testudines, Emydidae.
CGGGGUCCCGGGGCAGCAGCGGGAUGGAGACACACCAGGCCGGGGGGCUGCCGCUUGCCCCAGCUCGCCCAUCCCCCACCGGUGCCGAGAGCAUUUCCUGCAUCAAGCAAAUCGGGGCGUCCCUGCUCCGGGGGUUCGUCCGGUCCCUGCUCCAGCAGCAGGGCCCCGGGUCCCCCCCGGCCCGGUCGGUCACCAUGGAGGAGCUGGGGGGCCAGGACACCCCCGAUGGGCCCCGGGUCACGUCCCUGCGUGAGACUCUGCACCGGAUAUGGGGGAGCAUGAGCCAGAACCCCGAGAUCGACAGCUUGGUACAGUGCAUGGCGGGGCAGCCCCCCCUGCCGGCGCUGGCCACGGUCUCGGAGAAGGUGUUUCAUGAUGGCAUCAACUGGGGCAGAGUCGUCGUCUUCUUCUACUUCACCUACAGGGUCAUCGCCCAGGCUCUGGGCGGGUCUGACUGUCUCCGGUCCCUGGUCGACUGGGCCCUAAACUUCCUGUGGGAGCGAGUCGCCCCCUGGAUCCAGCGCCAGGGGGGCUGGGACUCCAUCUUCAGCUACCUCACCUCCUCCGCCUAGGGGGGGCACAGACACCCCCUGGGGACGGCAUCAGCAGCUGGACAGAGCAGCCCCCGCUCUGCAGCAGAGACCCCACUGGCUGGACGGGGGGGGGGGAAUUACCCGAUGCCUCCAGCUCUGCAGAAGCGAAGGCAGACUGGGGGGGUCUGGGGGGGGAAAACGUGUGAGCAUCUCCCCCCCCGCAAAAAAAAAAAAAAAGAAAAUCACAAAUGAAAAAGGACAAAUAAUCAGGGCUGCCAAUGAAUCACGAUUAACUCGCAACAAAUUAACUCGAUUUAAAAAAAUCAGUCGCGCCGAAUCGUCCUUUUACCGUCGCUGUUCAAGGGGAGCAAGACCCAUUCGAAUGGGGGAUCGAUACUUCGGGAGCUCGAGACACUGAAACCAACCGCAGCGCGGGCUCUGACGUGCGUUCCGGGCUGAGUCCCGGGGACAAAGAUUUGCCCUGGAGAAAAGCUAAACACUCGCACGGGGGCUGUCGUGCGAGCGGGAAAGUGCAACGUGCGAAUGUAGAAUUAUCUUUGUGUUACGUCGCUGCCCUCGAAAACCGAACAAUGUCAAAAGCGCCUCCAAGUCCACUCGGGCCCACUUCCCGUUCGGCCAGUCGCCCGACAAACCAGAGAAUGCUGCCUGCUUCUUAUCAAUUGGCCCCUCCCAAUUUCACCACCGUGAAAAACGUGUCACGGACCGUGACCCUUCCCCGUGAAAUUUGAUCCCCUCCAUGCUUCUGGGAGCCCCAGCUCCGAAGGCAGCACAGAAGUGAGGGGGCCAAUCCCAUGACCACCCUACAGCAGGCUUGCGACACCCCCCCCGACAAUCCUCUUUUGGGGUCGGGGACCCCAUGGUUACAACAGUGUGAAAUUUCAGAGGUAAACAGCUGAAAACGUGAAAUUGACCAAUUUUGAAACCCUCUGGCCGUGAAAUUGACCAGACUGGACGGUGAAUUUAGCGGGGCCCAGAUUAUUGACAACGUCCCCCGAACCGGAGAGCCGGCGUUCACGCGGUGCUGCUGUACCCGGCGUUGUAAGAUAUUUAUGUGCCAGAUCUGCUAAACGUUCGUCUGCCCCGGCCCGCUCCGGCCUGUCGAUUGCACUCGCAUUGGUUCAUGUGUUUCUAUGGGGUCAAUGUCUGUAAUCCGACAUCACAACCGGCAGGGAGGCCGGUGCGCGGGGUGUCCCGCGGCAUAACCGAAAGCGAUGCAGAAAACCGGCCAGACCCAUCGCUCGCCCAUCUCCGUGGGGUCAGUUCUUAGCGAACGGCGCGACCAAAACCGCGAUUCAGCGCGGCUGACAGCCCCGCAAAGAAAUAAACGAGUGGGAAAAAC